Molecule: messenger RNA, 165 nt
Organism: Amoebophrya sp. A25
Lineage: Eukaryota; Dinophyceae; Syndiniales; Amoebophryaceae
Source: the annotation of a GenBank genome assembly
GCAAUGGUUGUAACAGCACAUCAGGCGGUAACAUGAGUACAUCAGUUCCUGGCGACAACCUUCUGACGUCUACAUCUACUCCUCGCAACAACGGUAUGGCGUCUUUAGCGCUACCCACAACUGCUAAAUCAGCAGCUGCUGCUCAACAAAGUCAAAGUCAAGGUG